CAAGUGGAAUGCGGAUUAUCCGCGACUGAAAGUCAAGGAGACCGACUGGCAUUUCUGAUAGCAAAGUCUCGUUACGCCUGCUGGUUUAACGAGGUUGCGCAGUAAAAAAUAAAUUAUGUUUUCAGAUCCUUUGCGACGACGUGUAAACUAAAAGCAAAAAUUCAUGCUCGACAAUCACACUUGAUUUACAUAUAGCUAUAGUCCCUGCGGUUAUCCCACGAUGUAGCUUAGUACUGAUAAUACCGAAUAACAAGAACACAAAGAUUCCUAUAUGUCGGGCGUCCUAGCGUGACGUAAUCUCGUUUGAAAUUUAUAAUUUGUUCGCUCGACGAAUCAGCCUCUGAUCGACUAACGGAAGUAAGGCUGGGAUCUUGAGAAAAUCAAAGAACCAAAGGAUGCGCACGUUGAUACUGAGCAGGAUUCGAGUCUCUUUCGGAAAAUUGAUAUUCUUUACUCACUUACCACCCACGGAGAUGGCUUCUCGCCGAGGGACGAGAUUUUCGAUGUAAAUUUUCGGUCUACGCUCCAAAGUUUAUAGAGACAGAGCUCAAAUUUACGAAGUAAUUUCGCCUGGAUAUUAUUACAUUUACCGCGGCCCUUUUCAGUCGAGUGGACAAAUUUCUAAGUGACAGCAAGUGGAUGUUGUUGACAGUUGCGCAAAACUUGAAAGAAAUUGGAAGCCAUAAGAUGUACUUGAAAUUCCCAAGAGAUACUCAUGAAAUUGUUAUAAACACGAUAGAGACGUAAAUAAGAUGGGAAAAGUAUAAAAUCAACACUGAGAUGUUCGAUGAUAUGAAGCCUGCGAAAUAUUAAAAAAAAAAAACUCACCUGGCUAACAACAAGGAAAGACUUAUCGACUGGCGCAGGUUCUUUGUGAAUCCAGAAAAAAAAUUUUGAAUUACGCAAAACGAGAUGUUUUCAAGUACACGCUGUUACGUAUAUUUUUUAAAAUUUCGCGAAAUACCGUAACACUUGAUUGUCGAUUAGAGUCCCUCGGAGCCAUGCUCGUUUCGCGUUGUUUUCUUCACUUAACUCUUUUUAUAAUUGCACAGUGCAAAAUCCCUUAUCUCGACACGGGAAAGAUCGAUACGAACGGACUUCGAAGUUUUAUGAAAAACCUAAUGAAGGAGUCCCGUCUCACCAGUCUGAUCGUCUUUGAUAAAAAUCGUACGAGUAUGGACGAAUUUUAUCGACAAAUGUUUGAGGAUUUUUACGUGCCUAUAAAAAAAAUUCGUACUGAGAAUACCGUUCCGAUUAUUCAAUCCAACGUUUGCGUCUUGCUCCUCGACGGCUUACACGGCAUAGAAAGUACAUUGAAUAAGUACGAAAGUGACUUUUGGAACACUGGCAAUUUUUACGUCUUACGUUACAUCGCCGAGACUGAAUUCUCGCUGGGGGACGAAAUUCUCUAUGUAAGUUUCCAUGCGGCCCUUGAACGUCUGUGGAGGCUAAGAAGAAUUUACAAAGUGGUGAUUUCGAUUGGGGAUAAAUACGUUUACUACGAUCCGUUCGAACCGAGUGAUAAGGCGGUCGUAAAUGAGAUGAGGAGCGACAGGAGCAUGCUUGAGAACGAUUCGAGUGAAUUUGGUGCUUUACGAAUCUCCACUCAGCUUCGUAUCGAUACUUUUGUAUCGCGACGUGACUUCAAUGGCUACAAGCUCGCUGUAUCGACGUUCGAGUACGUCACGAUGACAAAAAUGGAAGAAGGUUAUGGUUAUGUCGGAUCCGACCGGAAGGCCAUGACUGAAAUUUGCAAAAUGAUGAACGUCAGUCCGAUGUGUCAGGACUCAAGCGAAUCAACUUUUAAUACUACAGACGAUACAUUUACCAAUACGCUUCGGCAAUUGAUUCGUCAUACCUCUGACGUUGGAUUUAAUGGCUUCUUUAUCAAAGACUACGACAUAAAUCUCUUUGAAUUCACGGGUUACGUAACGAGCGACAGUGUAUGUGUCGUGGUACCGAAAAGAGGCGCCAUACCAAAUUAUUUGGCGAUCGUGAGAGUUUUUUCGGCUGAAACUUGGUUACUGAUUAUCGUUACUCAUAUAAUUGUAUCUGUUAUAUAUUUGAGGAACAGGAUGAUUUUUGGGGCUGAUAGGGAAAAGGGAUUUUCAGGUGUUUUAAGAAAUACUGGAUACUCGGGUUUGAUAAUGAAAAAAAAUGGUAGGAUAAAUAGAUCGUCAAAGGCCUUUGGAAAUUUUCGAAAGACAUAUGGAAACGAAGUCAUGGGAUUCUUUGACGCUCACCUGGAUGUAAAAGGGACACAUGGUAAUUGCUGCAGGGGAGAUCAAAGGAAUAGGGGCAAAUGGAAUUGGUCGAAAGCAUAUGACAGUCCGGAUAUAAAAAAUCCGAAGAAAUCCUUUGGCAGAGUUUUCUUGAUGCAUCCCAAGGCGCAAUUAAAUGUAGAUCAUCCGACCUCCUUUAUAUGGAAGGUAUUAUUAUCCAGCAUCCAACCCUUGGAGAUGGCCGGUGAUCGUGUCUCUGAGAGAGUUGUACUCGUUUGUAGUUUACUCCUAGGGGUUGUUUUGGGUGGAAGUUUUACCAGUCAGCUUACGUCCAGCUACAGCAAGCCGGCUUUUUACAAGAAUAUCGAGACACUGAAAGAAUUGGAAAAAAGUGGGAUGGAAAUCUUGACAAACUUCAAAAAUCUUCAGACCGACGUUUUUGCCAAUGACGAUACAGCCGUUUUAUCGAAUCUUCAAGCUAAGUUAUACUUAGUAAAUACGACCGAGAUGCAUUACAGAGCAUACGUGAUGGGAAAUGCUGGUGUCUUAGAGCGUAAGAAAUUCCUGCCUUUUUCGAUAUUUGGAAGUUAUCGAAUGCACGUGGUGAACGAAUGUCCAAAAAAAUACAUUCUUGCUUUCGUCGUGACAAAAGGAUCAGUAUUUCUCCCACGUAUCAACGAGAUUAUAGGAAGGAUUCAAAACGGUGGGUUAUAUGGAAAAUGGUUCAAAGACAUGAAACCCGAUAUAGAAGAUAUUUCUACUACCAAACCAGUAGUGAUCCGGGUAAAUCAUCUCUACAUACCAUUUGUAAUUUUACUCCUAGGUCUGAGCUGCAGCACGAUAAUAUUCUUUUGCGAACGCAAAGGAUACGUAUAACCUGAAAUAUUUGCAUCAAGGGAACAAUUGAAUUUGUAUGUUAUUCCUUUCGACGU
Molecule: messenger RNA, 3154 nt
Organism: Cephus cinctus (wheat stem sawfly)
Lineage: Eukaryota; Metazoa; Arthropoda; Insecta; Hymenoptera; Cephidae
Exons: 5
Coding region: 1002-3098 (698 amino acids)
Source: RefSeq, a predicted model, not a curated record